This is a messenger RNA of Blastomyces dermatitidis ER-3, 2319 nucleotides long. RefSeq lists its product as uncharacterized. The transcript has a single exon. Lineage: Eukaryota; Fungi; Ascomycota; Eurotiomycetes; Onygenales; Ajellomycetaceae. The coding region runs from base 1 to 2319 and encodes 772 amino acids. The record is from RefSeq and is a predicted model, not a curated record.
AUGGCAGAUUCCUCUCUUAAUGAUAUUGUAGCGAAGUAUCCGCUCAAGGAUUCUCUUCAGCCAAUAUUUCGUCGUCUUCAAGAUGCGGAGCGGGUGUACGGGAGUAAUGAGUCAGAAAACGAAAUUUGUCGAAUGGCUGUUCUAAGGUUGCUUAACACUCUGCAAGGCCAGGAUACAGCAUUCAAUCUUCGCUCGAGAACAAGUGGCCUGAGCGUGGCAUCAGAGUUGGCUCGUCUAUUUCAGCACAUUGAAACCAAUUUCAAUUAUGAUGAUUAUCGUCUUGCCAUUCAACUUGUCCUCGGGGGAGCACCCGAUACAGAAAUCUGGGAAGCUAUUCUUGACCUCAUUGAUACUCCCAGAAAGCCCACAAUCUCUACACCUCCGCCCCGUCCCAACUUUCCGAGCAUCCAGACCCCGCGGUCACAUACCACCAGCAGUCUUGUCAACUCAUCCGAGCACCGAAAAUCCAUCGAUUCAGUGCUAAAGGAAGAACUUCUUGGAGUUCUCCAUCCGGACAUCCCGGGAUUUUUUGAGGCUGUUUUCGGCGAGAUUGAAGGGCUGGACUCAACCGCACGGGCAGUGUUCGACACAUGCAAAGCCGGAGAAGAGCCUUUAUACACUGAAGAGGGAGGCUGGACCGGUUGGCCGGAAAAUGCUGCCGAGAAGUGCGUGUUGGACUGGCUGGUGAAGAUCAUCGGCACACUUGUGCACUUCGCCGAGGAACGUGAUCCCACUCAGAACAUCCACCGCAGACCCCUUGCCCAACCGACCUGCCCUGUGGAUGGGUCUACCGCGAAGCGAAAACUCGAUGUCGGGUUUGUUGACGACCCAAAUGCUACAGAGAACACCCGAUGCCACUGGUCGCAGAUCCUGGUCCCAGGAGAGUUGAAGAAUGACCGGAAGUAUGAUACCCCCUCUGGAGCACAGGUUGAUCUGGGGAGAUACGUCAGAGAGGUUCUGUCUGCUCAGGAUUCCCGCCGCUUUGUUCCCGGAUUCACCCUCUGCGGCCCAUUCCUCCGUGUUUGGCACUUUGACCGGUCCGGUGGGAUUGCAUCUGAGAAAUUCGAUAUCAACAAGGACGGCUGUCGGUUUAUUACCGUGAUGCUAGGGUUCCUUCGGAUGGACCAAAAGCAGCUAGGGUUCGAUCCCACUAUUGUCACCAUGGAGGGUACACGCUGCAUUGAGAUUGAGCGAAAUGGCGAGAAGGAGCUUCUCGUGAUCGACGAGGUAAUUGGGCGGGCACACUGUAUCGCCGGCCGGGCUACUACCUGCUGGAAAGUCCACCGCAAAGGAUCGUCGACACAGCUUGUGGUUAAGGACUCCUGGCAGUAUCCAGAGCGUGACGAAGAAGGGAAGUUUCUCAGCGAAGCGAUGAAGAAGGGUGUGAUCAACGUGGCUCGGUACUAUCACCACCAGACCAUCCGCAUCGACGGCCAGGACGAUACCACCGAAACUGCGCGGAAAGGUCUUGGUGUCACAGCAGUCGCGGAUGAAGAACUAGGUAAGUCAGUGAUGAUAAGAGGCAAAUCCCGCAAGAAGAAACAGGCGACCGGAGAAAAACGGUCGUCCGACAGCCUCCAAGCUCCGCUACCCCCAAGCAAGCGCACUCGGUCGUCCUCUCCUGCUAAAGCUACUACGACAGUACAGCAUCGGGUGCACCGCCGUGUCGUUGUCCAGGAUUACGGCAAAUGUAUAUACAAGGCUACCUCAAGGGUUCUCCUACUAUCUGGAUUAGAGGGUUGUAUACGCGGGUAUCAGUCGUUGCAUGAGAAAGCUGGGAUGAUCCAAUGCGAUAUCUCGCUGGGGAACCUCAUGGUGAAUGAAAACGAUGAUGAUCCUUCUCAAAAGGCCUUCUUGAUCGAUCUUGAUUUGGCGGUAAAGGAACAACGGGAGGGGUUCUCUGGGGCACGUGGCAAGACUGGCACAAGGGCGUUCAUGGCCAUCGGCGUGCUCUACGGUGAGAAGCACUCCUUCAUGCACGAUCUUGAGUCGUUUUUCUGGGUGCUCUUCUGGAUAUGCAUCCACUACGAGGGCCCAGGGAAGGGAAGAGUUGUUGAGCUGUUUGAAGACUGGAACUAUCUCAACACAGAAAAGCUUGCAGCUGCCAAAAAGGGGGUAAUAGAUCAUGAAAAGGAUUUUCUCAGGACUAUCGAAGACAAUUUCACCCCAUACUACAAGCCCUUAGCUCCGUGGGUCAACAGGCUACGACGGUGUGUUUUCCCCGUCGACAAACGGUGGGAGAAAGAGGACUCAAAGCUGUACUCCGACAUGGUUACUAUUCUUCGGGAUGCACGAAAGGACCCAGCCGUUGUAGACUAG